GGAUGAUGAUGAAUCAAAUGUAAUGGCAAAAUUAAAAGCUGAAAACAUACCUUAUCAUACGAUGUAUUUAUUCAUUGUCAAAAAUCAACAAUGUACAAGUUUAGCCAAGACAGGUAAUCCUGAUGAAAGUGCAAAGUUGGAAGAUCAGGUGACCAGUAAAAGAUUUCAAAGUAGUUGUUGUGAGUGGAUAGCCGGAAUUAUCAAUUGUGCUUGGGAGUGUACAACCUAG
This is a messenger RNA of Dentiscutata erythropus, 229 nucleotides long. The record is from the annotation of a GenBank genome assembly. Lineage: Eukaryota; Fungi; Glomeromycota; Glomeromycetes; Diversisporales; Gigasporaceae.